Entrophospora candida is the source of this 545-nucleotide messenger RNA. NCBI's taxonomy places the organism in Eukaryota, Fungi, Glomeromycota, Glomeromycetes, Entrophosporales, Entrophosporaceae. The record is from the annotation of a GenBank genome assembly.
CAAAUGGUGCUGCUGUUGCAAAUGUCAAUGAUAAAAAUUUGAUUGUUAAUGAUGUACAAAGUAUUGAUUUUCUAAAAUUUAGAGAUGAUCUUACUAAAUUUGGAACAGAAUUGGCUCAAUUGAUUAUUAGAGAUGGUGAAGGUGCCACUAAAUUUGUCACUAUACAUGUAAAGGGGGCUAAUUCAUAUGAUGAAGCAAAAAAAGUAUGUUCGACAAUUGCAACAUCAGCACUUGUCAAAACAGCAUUAUAUGGACAAGAUGCAAAUUGGGGUCGUAUAUUAUGUGCAGUAGGAUAUUCAGGUAUUCAAUCCAUCAUACCAAACAAAGUUUCUGUUUCAUUUAUACCAACAGAUGGCACAACACCUUUGAAAUUGCUUACAUUUGGUGAACCAGAAAAUGUUGAUGAGGCAAGAGCAAGUGAGAUUUUAAAAAUGGAAGAAUUGGAAAUCAAUGUUGAUUUAGGAAUUGGUACCGAUGAAGCAAAGAUGUGGACUUGUGAUUUUAGUCAUGAAUAUAUUUCUAUCAAUGCUGAUUAUCGUACAUAA